CCUGUCCUCCAAAACGCUCCUCCGUGCGCUAUUCCUCAUAACGAUUGAGCCAUCGUAGCGCUCGUACACCAUCGCAGCGCUCGUACACCAUCGCAGCCCUCGUACACCAUCGCAGCGCUCGUACACUGAUCCUACACAUCUAUCCUACACUCUUCAGUGGCGUCGUCGGCACGCUGCGGAGCCGUCAAGGCCCAAGCCACACAAGCGACACCAAGCGGGGCCAGAAAUGAACCGUCCCACUAAGCCAAAGCUCUCCGCAGCACCAAGAGAUGCCCUCUCCGCCCUGCCGAAGGAAAUGAUGGCGCACAUCGCAGCCUUCGCGGGCUGGCGCGGUCUCCUGCAAGGGCUAGAGGUGACGGGCAAAUGCGGCCGCGAACUGGCGGCACAGGGCUACGCGCACGGCAUCGAAAAGCUGCGUGGGCGCGUCGGCGCCGUCGACGCGCGCAGAGCGUGCCUGGCGGUCGCCGCGACGCGGUGGAACCACGCGCUGCAGCCGGUCUUCGGCGACGGGGCUCUCCACAGAAGGUCGAGGCUACGGCCAAUAUCUGGCAUGAAUCGUCCAAGAGGAACUCGAGAUUUUGAGGCGAGACUGGGAUUCGCUGCAAAUUCGGCGCGGACGCGGCCCGACGAUGCCGCGGGAACUGUGCUGGUCUGCGAUGUCCUCCGACGAGUUUGGUGGGACGGUGGCGACGCCUAUGUGACUGACCGACCGGCAACACUCGUCGGAAGCUGGGUUGUCGAUGGCGACAGAUGCACCCUCGCGCACGGGAGCACCAUAACACAAGAGUGGGGAGGGUUCCCCGUCGCACCAGGCUCGCUGUGCGCGUUCACUGUCUCAUUUGGGUCGGAGAUUCCUGUGCAGGCUUCCUCUCGCGAGUUAUGGGAGAGAGAAACUGAUUUAAAGUUCCGUCUCUGGGCCGUGACGAAGGACGGUGCUGUCGCCUGCGUGCUCUGGGAUAAUGUGGAGCUCGAUCAGCGCGAGGGCAUUUUCCACUGUGUCACCACUGAGCCACAGAACCUCGUCAAUUAUCCGAAUCCUUGGAAUGUGGGCACUACGCAGUGCGAGGUGCGACCCUCAGCGACCAUCGAGGGCGACAGCUUCUCGCUCCGCGCGGCGACUUUUUGCUUUGUUUGUGCAGAUGACGUAGAUGAGUCGUAUGAGGGAGAAUUUCUCGACAGCCUCGUCGAAGAGGGAGUUUGGGUGCCGACGCGCCCGCGAACAGUCUGAAGGUAACAAUUUUAAAAAUCACAAAC
Molecule: messenger RNA, 1254 nt
Organism: Pelagomonas calceolata
Lineage: Eukaryota; Pelagophyceae; Pelagomonadales; Pelagomonadaceae
Source: the annotation of a GenBank genome assembly